AUGGAGUCCCCUCCUCCCCCCGAGCUCAAAAUCUCCCCGCCGCUCCUAAAUUCAGCAAAUCCGUGGUGCACAACCCUCGAGGACCUCCACCGCCUCCACGCCUGCCCCCACACGGGCGCCCUCACAACAAGAACCUCCCUCCUCACCGGCUUCGCCCACAACGACGCCGCACACCAGUACGCCUUCUUCGACCCCUCCACCACGAAACCGUCCUCCGCGCCAAACUCCUCCACUCCCCAAGCACCCCCCAACAUCGGCCCCGAGAACGUCGCAUCCCUCAAUAACUUGGGCUACUCACCCCUCCCCCUCUCGACCUACCUCGACUUUAUCGCGCAGCUUCCCGAAGACAAGAAAAUCGAAGGCCACCACCACUGCAAACAAAUCAUCAUCUCCGUCACCGGCUCCCCCUCCGAGAUCGCAGAAUGCUACCGCCUCAUCACCGCCUUUGCCUCGGGGACAAAACACCCGCUCGCAAUGGAAAUCAACCUCUCCUGCCCCAACAUCGCCACAGCCGCGCCCCCCGCCUCGGACCGCACCCAGCUCCGCGCCUACCUAGCAGCUUUGCCCCGGGACCCGAUCAUCCCCGUCGGCCUCAAGACGCCUCCGUACACCCACCCAGCGCACUACGCCGAGCUCAUCGCUGCCCUGCGUGAGGACUCCACUGUCGUCACGGCCAAGGCCAUGCUGAAGGUGCCCUGCAAAAUCAGCUUCAUCACUGCCGUCAACACGCUCGGUUCCUGUCUUUUGCUCGAUGGCGGCGAGGAAGACGGCGUUUCGAAUCCGCGACUUCCGGGGUCUGGACUCGGGGGGAUGGCGGGAGCACCGUUGCAUCCGUUGGCUCUGGGGAAUGUAAAGACUAUUGCGGACUUGGUCUCCCGUGAGCCAGAAUUAUUACACAUCAAGGUCAUUGGUGUCGGUGGCGUCUCGGACGCGGAUGGGUUUAGGCGGAUGAAGAGUGUUGGUGCUUACGCGGUUGGGGUCGGGACAGCUUUGGGAAGAGAAGGGAUACAAGUUUUCGAGAAGAUUGCUUCUGGUAUACACAAACAUUGA
Messenger RNA from Colletotrichum orchidophilum, 1050 nucleotides. Its product is annotated as dihydroorotate dehydrogenase. Lineage: Eukaryota; Fungi; Ascomycota; Sordariomycetes; Glomerellales; Glomerellaceae. The transcript has a single exon. Gene Ontology annotation, biological process: pyrimidine nucleotide biosynthetic process; 'de novo' pyrimidine nucleobase biosynthetic process. Gene Ontology annotation, molecular function: dihydroorotate dehydrogenase activity. The record is from RefSeq and is a predicted model, not a curated record. Gene Ontology annotation, cellular component: cytoplasm. Bases 1 to 1050 code for a protein of 349 amino acids.